AUGGAAAAGCCACAAAAAAUGCCUAAAAUGGCAAAAGUCAAAAACAAAGCUCCUGCUGAAAUCCAGAUUACAGCUGAACAAUUGUUAAGAGAAGCAAAAGAAAGGGAUCUAGAAAUUUUACCACCUCCUCCAAAACAAAAAAUAUCAGACAGAGAAGAAUUGGCUGAUUAUCAGCAUAGAAAAAGAAGAGGUUUCGAAGACAAUAUUAGAAAGAAUAGAAGUGUUAUUAACAAUUGGAUCAAAUAUGCUCAGUGGGAAGAGAGUCAAAAAGAAAUUCAAAGAGCUAGAUCUAUAUAUGAAAGAGCUCUGGAUGUUGAUCAUAGAAAUAUUACCCUUUGGUUGAAAUAUACAGAAUUGGAAAUGAGGAAAAAACAAAUAAAUCAUGCUAGAAAUUUAUUUGAUAGAGCUGUAACUAUAUUGCCUAGAGUUAAUCAAUUUUGGUACAAAUACACAUACAUGGAAGAAAUGUUAGGAAAUGUAGCUGGUGCCAGGCAAGUUUUCGAAAGGUGGAUGGAAUGGGAACCAGAUGAACAAGCAUGGAAUACAUAUGUAAAUUUUGAAAUGAGGUAUAAGGAAUUGGAUAGAGCCAGAUUAAUUUUUCAAAGAUUUGUUUAUGUACAUCCUGAAGUCAAAAACUGGAUCAGAUAUGCUAAAUUCGAGGAGAAACAUGGAUUUAUAAACAGUGCCAGAGGUGUUUACGAGAAAGCUUUGCAAUUUUAUGGAGAUGAUAUUGUCGAAGAAAAAUUAUAUAUAGCAUUUGCUAAAUUUGAAGAAACACAAAAAGAACAUGAUCGAGCUAGAGUUAUUUAUAAAUAUGCCCUGGAUCACGUACCUAAAGACAGAGCUCAAGAAAUUUACAAGGCUUAUACAAUACAUGAAAAAAAAUUUGGCGAUAGAACUGGUAUAGAAGAUGUGAUUGUCAGUAAAAGAAAAUUUCAAUAUGAGGAAGAAGUUAAAGCGAAUCCUAGUAAUUAUGAUGCUUGGUUUGAUUAUCUUAGACUUAUCGAAAGUGAGGGUAACGUCGAUAUUAUUCGAGAUAGUUACGAACGUGCCAUAGCCAACAUUCCACCGUCUAAAGAAAAGACAUUUUGGAGACGUUACAUUUACUUAUGGAUAAAUUACGCUUUGUUCGAAGAAUUGGAAGCAAACGACAUGGAACGAACGCGUCAGGUAUACAGAGCCUGUUUAGAAUUAAUACCUCAUAAAUUAUUUACAUUUUCUAAAAUAUGGUUACUCUACGCACAAUUCGAAAUUCGAAAUAAAAAUUUAACCGGAGCCCGGAAAGCAUUGGGUACGGCCAUUGGUAAAUGUCCUAGAGAUAAAUUAUUUAGAGGUUACAUAGAUUUGGAAAUUCAAUUGAGAGAAUUCGAUCGUUGUCGUAAAUUAUACGAAAAAUUUUUAGAAUUCGGACCGGAAAAUUGUGUGACGUGGAUGAGGUUUGCCGAACUCGAAAUGUUAUUGGGAGACGUCGACAGAUCGAGAGCCAUUUACGAACUUGCCGUUUCUCAACCUCGAUUAGACAUGCCUGAACUAUUAUGGAAAGCUUACAUAGAUUUCGAAAUAGCAUCGGGUGAAAUGGACAAAGUGAGAAACCUUUACGAAAGAUUAUUGGAAAGAACGUUACACGUCAAGGUUUGGAUGAGUUAUGCCCAGUUCGAAUUAGAAUAUUCAAACGAAGACAAUAGCGUUUCGUUAGCGAGGUCUAUAUACGAAAAAGCAAAUCAAGCACUUCGGUCAAACAAUCAAAAAGAAGAAAGAGUUUUAUUAUUGGAAGCGUGGAAAGAAUUCGAAAGCAAACAUGGAGACGAAACGACGAUAAAUAAAUUAUUAGAAAAAAUGCCCAAGAGAGUUAAAAAGAGACAGAGAAUAAUUGCACAAGAUGGAACCGAAGAAGGAUGGGAAGAAUUUUUCGAUUACAUAUUUCCAGAGGACGAGACUGAUAAACCUAAUUUGAAAUUAUUAGCAAAUGCAAAAUUAUGGAAACAAAAAAUGCAAGAAAUACAAGAAGAAAAAGAAAGUGGAAAAUAA
Molecule: messenger RNA, 2028 nt
Organism: Pediculus humanus corporis (human body louse)
Lineage: Eukaryota; Metazoa; Arthropoda; Insecta; Psocodea; Pediculidae
Product: protein crooked neck, putative
Exons: 11
Coding region: 1-2028 (675 amino acids)
Biological process (GO): spliceosomal complex assembly; mRNA splicing, via spliceosome
Cellular component (GO): Prp19 complex; post-mRNA release spliceosomal complex; U2-type catalytic step 2 spliceosome
Molecular function (GO): protein binding
Source: RefSeq, a predicted model, not a curated record